AUGGCCCCGCCCUUAUCUAGGGUGUCAGAGGAGGAGACAACAGCGCUGAUUAGUCCAGUCUCGGAUAGGGAGAUUAGUGAGGCAGUGAGGUCCCUUGCGGGGGACAAGGCUCCAGGGCCGGACGGCUUUCCACCCUUGUUUUUCCAGAGAUAUUGGAUGAUAGUUGGGCGAGAUGUGACGGCGGCUAUACAGCAGUUCUUUCGCACAGCUGUGAUGGCAGGAGAUUGGCAGAGGACUUUCAUUACCUUGAUACCGAAGCGGCAGGAUGCUUCGGAGCCGGGUCAUUUUCGUCCGAUUAGCCUUUGUACGACCUUGUACAAGGCAACGGCGAGGAUCCUUGCUGGCAGAUUGAGAGAUGUUCUCCCUAGGCUUAUUAGCCCAGAGCAGGGGGCUUUUUUGGAGGGGCGAAGUAUAUCUGACAAUGUGCUUAUUGCCCAGGAAUUUAUGUUUGAUCUCGGUCGGGCUCCGAUGAGGAGGAGUCUGAUGGGGGUCAAGCUUGACAUGGAGAGGGCCUAUGAUAGAGUGAGAUGGGAUUUCUUGCAGCAGUCCUUGCAGGAGUUCGGGUUUCAUGAGAUAUGGAUCAGUUGGGUGAUGGGUUGUGUUCGUGCUCCCUCCUUUGCUAUCUUGGUGAACGAUGCACUGUCUAGAUCCCUACGGCGAGCAGUGGCCACUCAGGAGUUGGAGGUCUACAGGCCUGCGGUGGGGGCUUCUCCGAUUUCCCAUUUGCUUUUUGCUGAUGACUGUCUGCUUCUUGCCAGGUCGUCACGACAGGUGGCUCAGGCUAUUGGUCAGAUUCUUCAGGAUUACUGUGCGGCAUCGGGACAGAGGGUCAACCUGACUAAGUCAGCUAUUAUCUUUAGCCCAAAAACCAAAGUGGAGGUGAGGCGGUCUAUACUGGAGAGCCUAGGGGUGGGAGAGCAGGAGGGCACGAUGACUUAUCUGGGGGUUCCACUCUCGGGCCACAGGUUGCGGAGUAGGGACUGUACAUCCAUGGAGCUUAGCAUCAGACGCCGAUUGGAGGGGUGGCAGAUGCUUACACUUUCUAUGAUGGGUAGGAUUACUCUGGUGCGGUUAGUUCUUACUUCGAUCCCUAUCUUUCUACUUUCCAAUGCUAUCAUUCCAGUUAGAGUCUUGAGGUCCUUUGAGCAGCUAUUCAGGAAAUUUAUUUGGGGGAGGAGUAGUGGCAGAGGUGGAGUCCAUUUGCUGGCAUGGGAUGUGGUAUGCCAGCCGACUAGCCAUGGAGGUUUGGGGGUGCAGUCCCUGGUGGCGAGGAGGAAGGCUUUAGUGGCUAGACAUGCGGCUAGAUUCGUGCUUGAGCCCGAGAGCAUGUGGUCUUCGCUGAUGAGGGCCAAGUAUGGUACCUUGGUGCCCGGGGCCCGGGCCGGUCGUCACCACUCUCCGAUCUGGAGGGAGAUGUGUGCUAGUGCUGGGGUGGUGCUUCCGGAGAUCAGAUGGACCAUAGGUGACGGUCGGUCUAUUGAUGUGUUACAGGAUAGUUGGGUGACCGAGCUACCGAUUUGCUGUAUGCCGACCAUGGUGGAUUCGACGCGAUUAUCAGGGUGCAGGGUGAGUGAGCUGUUGACCUUGGAGGGGGGCCGAUGGAGGGAGGAGCUGAUCCGUGAGGUUUUUGGGGAGCAGCUGGCGGAGUCGGUUUUAUCCCUUCCUGUUCCCUCCGGGGGUGGAGCCGACAGGUUAGUUUGGAUGCCGACCGGACGGUCGCGGGUUCGGGUUAGAGAUCUUCAUGCCCUGAUCGGUAGGGAGCCAGCCCGUCAGAUUGAGGGUGGGUGGAUAUGGAGGAUGAGGAUUCACCCUCGUGUGGCGUUAUUCAUCUGGAAGGUGGCUUGGGGCUGCCUUCCUACGAGGAGCAUAUUGGUUCGGCGUGGUAUGGCGGUCUCUCAGUGCUGUGAGGAGUGUGCAGAUAUCGAGGAGACGAUCGAGCAUGUCCUUCUGCGGUGUCCUAGAGCCCGAGAGAUUUGGCGGAGGUCACCAGUCCUACUACCCGACUCGGUGGUGUUUGCGCAGGACUUGAUUCAUAUGGAAUGCCGGUCUUUUCGAGGGGAGGAGGUCGUCUCCGAGGAUGGUGGUACACAGAGCGAUGCUAUCUGCGAGGGAGGUUCUUGCGGCUACCGUCGGGUUUUCUUCUGGGUAAAUUUCGACGGUAGUCGGUCAGCAGACGGUGUGACUGGAGGGGUCGGAUUUGUGAUCAGGGACCAUCUGGGGAGGAUGAUAGCAGCAGGAGGGCGGCGUACGCCGGGUCUCACAGUAGUUGGGGCUGAGUUGCAGGCGGCAUGGGAGGGUAUAUCCUAUGCAUGGCAUGUUCUUGGUGUGGAGAGGGUAUGCCUCGAGGGUGACUCUUCUGUGGUUAUUGACUGGAUUCGAGGAGCGGAUCGUUUUGGAGAUGGCCACCCCCUGGUUCGGGAGACCCGUGGGUUGGUGCGGUUGAUGGGUGAGGUUCAGAUUGGACAUGUGUUUAGGGAGGCGAACAGAGCUGCAGACUGGGUCGCCUCCUUUGUAGCCCGGCACUCCGGGGAUUUUCAGUGGACGUCUGUGUCGGACGUCCAUCCCUCCUUGUAUCUCUUACUGUCCCGUGAUAUGGCUGGGUGUACUCACGUCAGAGUUAUAUGA
This is a messenger RNA of Phoenix dactylifera (date palm), 2625 nucleotides long. The record is from RefSeq and is a predicted model, not a curated record. Lineage: Eukaryota; Viridiplantae; Streptophyta; Magnoliopsida; Arecales; Arecaceae.